AUGACCCACUGCUGCCCCCUUUGCUGUCAGCCUACGUGCUGCAGGACCACCUGUCACAGGACCACCUGCUGGAAGCCCACCACUGUGACCACCUGCACCAGCACACCCUGCUGCCAGCCCUCCUGCUGUGUGUCCAGCUGCUGCCAGCCUUGCUGCCGCCCAACUUGCUGUCAAAACAUCUGCUGCCAGCCCACCUGUGUGACCAGCUGCUGCCAGCCUUCCUGCUGCAGCACACCCUGCUGCCAGCCCACCUGCUGUGGGUCCAGCUGCUGUGGCCAAACCAGCUGUGGGUCCAGCUGUGGCCAGACCAGCUCCUGUGCACCUGUCUACUGCAGAAGAACCUGCUACCACUCCACGUGUGUCUGCCUGCCUGGUUGCUUAGACCAGAGCUGUGGCUCCAGCUGCUGCCAGCCUUGCUGCCGCCCACCCUGCUGUGAGACCACCUGCUGCAGGACCACUUGCUUCCAGCCCACCUGUGUGAGCAGUUGCCGCCAGCCUGUUUGCUGCUGA
Piliocolobus tephrosceles (Ugandan red Colobus) is the source of this 510-nucleotide messenger RNA. RefSeq names its product keratin-associated protein 9-2-like. The record is from RefSeq and is a predicted model, not a curated record. NCBI's taxonomy places the organism in Eukaryota, Metazoa, Chordata, Mammalia, Primates, Cercopithecidae. Gene Ontology annotation, cellular component: keratin filament. Bases 1 to 510 code for a protein of 169 amino acids. The transcript has a single exon.